ACAAGCUGUCAUAAAACAUCAUCCUCAUCCUGGACCUCCUCUUCACAUCUGAACUCUCUCCUUUUCUGCGAAAUCUUCUGCUUUGAGCUGUGAGGAAUGGCUGUGGUGUCUUGUCUGAUGUGAGAUCCAGAGUACUCUAGCAGCUUAAAGAGUUCAUCAGAGUUUAAUGAGACGCCGUGGCCCUGCAGAGCACCGGAAGGAGAUGGGAGAGGAGGGGGAGGAGGCGCAGAGGGGCCGUGGAGGGGCUCUGGUGCUGCACAGGGGGGCAGAGAAGGAGAAAACGAAAGAGCGAGGGGGAGAAGGAGCGAUGGCCACGGGAGGAAUCACCACUCUCCCGGCCAACCCAGACGAUGGGGCCAGCGGAGGAUUUCCUUCAGGGAAUUUCAAGGACCCAAAACGUUUGUACUGCAAAAACGGUGGAUACUUCCUGCGGAUAAACUCGGACGGCAGGGUGGACGGCAUUCGUGAGAAAAGCGACCCGCACAUUCGACUGCAGCUGCAGGCGACAGCUGUUGGUGAGGUGGUGAUCAAAGGCAUCUGCGCAAACCGUUACCUCGCCAUGAGCGCAGACGGACGACUGUUUGGAACGAGAAGAACAACAGAUGAAUGUUACUUCUUCGAACACUUGGAGUCGAACAAUUACAACACCUACAGAUCCCGGAAAUACCCGGACUGGUACGUGGCUUUGAAGAGAACAGGCCAGUAUAAGAGUGGUUCUAAGACCGGCCCGGGCCAGAAGGCCAUACUGUUCCUACCCAUGUCUGCCAAAUGCUGAUUGUGAGAUGCUGUCACCGCUGUUUUAAACCCGAAACAAGACUGACAGCUCACUGACGUACACACGCUUCUAACAAACCUGACAAAACCAGUAUGAGCUCAUUGGAAACACAAGUGAAAUGGUUAAAAGUCAUCUGGAUUGCUCAAAGCCAAAGUGCAGAUUUUUCAGCAAGACUCUGAUCUUGGGGAAAAACAUGCCUUGGAAACACUCUCCUUUAGCAGCUAUAUUUAGGAAAUUUUGCUCAGUACUUGGAGACCAUUGCAGGGUUUAUUUGUUCAUACAUCAGCAGGAUCCACCGAAGAGACGGUUUCGUCAAUAUCGACAUCAGUGCAAACAGAACAAAUCCCACCAAUAUGAGUUCAGACCCAACUUUCCAAAAUGCAUCAUUCCACGAAGGGCAGUCGGGUUGGUUUGAAGAAUUCAGCUGCUAUCACUUUUAGAUGGAAGACCAAAGCACUUUCUUGUAUUUGUGACUGCGGUUCUUGUUCUAAGGGAAAAGAGAUCUCACAGGGAUCUUAGAAAGGCCACAAAAUGUGAGUUUAUUUAAUAUGCUGCUCCUUAGAGGUUUUUAUUCUUCAUGCAUAAGGCUUAUAUACAGUACUUGUAGGUAUAUCUAUAUUGUGUAUUUCAUAGAAACGAAGGGAUUUUGUAAACUCGUUUUGCUGCAUUAAUGAAAGGAUGCCGAGUACAUCAUGAAUGUUUAUGUUGAACUUUAUUCUCUUUUUUAUUAUCAUCUUAGCUGAGAUAUAAACUGCUUAUAAUAAUGAAUGUCUGUUUAGUCACAUCUACCAAACAUCGGUAACAGUUUUUCAUUUUUAUAGGUACACAAUCAGUCGAAAGUUUGGACAUAAAUUUAUGUUCAUGUUGGGGAAAAGGUUUGACUGAAUUUAUGUUUCUCGUGAUCUUAAAAAACCUUUGGACCUAAAGGCUCAUGCAUAAAUUACUUUUGUUAAUAUACAUUUUGCCAAUGUAUUUCUUUAUAAAACUUAAAUUCUAAGCUAAAGUAGUGUCAUUAUUUUCUUUCAUUUGUGUUAUUUCAUAGUUUUGAUGAUGCAGAUUGAGUAGAUGCAUUCAAACUUAGGACCGGUACUGAACAUUCAAGAAGAAUAGUUUUCAUGAAACUUCAAAGCAGAUGCAUUUAGGUAUUUAGUCUGAGGUAGGUAACAUAUCACGAUACGUCAGAAACUGGUACUGGCCCAUUUGAACAAAAUCUUUCAUUUGACUCUCAUUCGGUUUCAUACACUCUUUAAAAUAAAGGUUCUUCAACAUCUCACAGAGAAACUUCUUAUGAAGAACCACGUUCUAGGUUCUUUAAAGCAUCAGUAUGGAGCUUCUUUUCUGCCAAUUGGUAAUAAGUAAAUACAAAAACCCAUUUGCCAUUUAAUUUCCACUAAGUAUGUGCCAACAUCAAAUAAAAUUAAAUAAUUGCAUUUUCAUUUUGACAACGCAUCAUCCCUGUCAAAUUCAAAACUAUAAUGCAAUUGAUGAUUUAACAUUCUAUUUUCACUGCAGCUUCAGACAAGACUGAAAUUAUUAACAUGAGAAGGUAAAUGUGAAAAUACAUUUUUUUCUAAAGCAUUUUCUUAACACAACAUUAGUGGUGGAUUUCGACUUAAAAUCCAAAAUUUUUACAUUUUCAUUUUUCAAAGUCUACUUAUAUUAAUCUACUUAAAUUAAUCCAUUUAAUAAUAAUAAUUCAACAAAAGAAAUGCUGAAGAUCUUAUUUUAAUGAGAGGAACACAGCAUGUAUCCAGAAUCUGUUUUUCAUUUUUGUUUUCAGCAUUGUAAUUAUUUAUUUAAAAUUGGCAGAAUAUGAGCUCUAUACACCAGUACAUAGAUGCUUUUCUAAAGAACUAGACAAUGAAAAGUUAAUGGGUGAAACUCAAAAGAAAUUGCCAGGACACAUUUCCCCCUAAAUAAAUACAAAUACAUAAAUAAAUAAAUAUGUCACCUAAAAAAAUAAAUAAAAAUGGUGAUAUUAUUUUCAUGACGAUUUGGCACAUUUCCACACACACACACAUAUAUAUAUACAUAUUAUUUUUUUUUUCUCCCCAAUUUGGAACGCCCAAUUCACAAUGCGCUCUAAUUCCUCGUGGUGGCGUAGUGACUCAAUCCGGGUGCAUCUGAGACCGUCAAUCUGUGCAUCUUAUCACGUGGCUUGUUGAGCCCGUUACCGCGGAGACGUAGCGCAUGUGGAGGCUUCACGCUAUUCUCCGCGGCAUCCACACACAACUCACCACGCGCCCCACCGAGAGCGAGAACCACAUUAUAGUGACCACGAGGAGGUUACCCCAUGUGACUCUACCCUCCCUAGCAACCGGGCCAAUUUGGUUGCUUAGGAGACCUGCGCUGGUGUCACUCAGCACGCCCUGGAUUCAAACUUGCGACUCCAGGUGUGGUAGUCAGCGUCAAUACUCGCUGAGCUAUACUUUUUUUAAAAAUUAAAAUCAAUAUAAAAAUGAAUUUGAAUUUGAGGGAAAUGUGUUUAAAUGUCAUGAAAGUUUUGUGACAAUGCGAACAAUCGAAAAAAAAAUGUAUUUAUGCAAAAUACAGUUUCUUACAGUUUUCCUUUGAUUUUGGGGGCAAAUGUGACCCUGCAUGUUCUUGACAGUUUUCGUAACUUCACCCUCAUGCAGCUUGUUUCUCCUGUGGUAUCCGACUGUAAAACCGUUUUUGGUUUCCAUCGGAACCUUUAGUUUUAAGAGUGUAGGGUACAAUUACAACGUCUCUCACGCCUCUGGCAGCCGUCUGUGGUGGAGUUGAUAGAGCAUGCCAGAAUACACCGCCGGCAGCUCCUCCAUUGUGAGGUCAAUGGUCUGGAAGCCCUUUUCCAAACUGUACAGUCAGGAGUGUAGAUUCUAGGGGGGAUGGGGGGAGGUAACCCCGCCCCCCCCCCUCCAAUAAUCAAAACAAGCAAGUACAACCCCCUCAGUGGUAAUACCAUGAUCAAUGGAAACAUGUAAGUGCUUCACACUGCUUUAAAGCAUCGUCAUGGCAACGAAGUCAUAAAUUUGGCUAUAGCUUUCCACAGAUGCGGUUAGUAAGUGAUGUUAUCACAGUAAAAUCAUGUUAACACACAUAUUGUUUAUGUCUUGUGUUUAUACUUUUGAAACAGUUUACAGAUUGACCCCAUUGACUUCCAUUGUAAGUGUCUCACUGGAACACACAUUUAAAGAGAAGGAGGGACGAGUCGACAUUAAUAGUUAGAUCAAAUGAUCAAGACUUUACUGAAAACUUUGGAUUUGUUUUGGGAUUCUACAAUGUGUUGUUUAGAAAGACAUUGAAUAAAUGUAACAAACACUAAUGAAGAAAUAUAUAAUUUACAAAGACUAGUUAUUGUAAGAGGGUUUCUGAACGUUUCAAAUGGGUUUUUUUUAUCAGCAUGCACUGUUGUGUACACAAUAUAAUUUAUAGAACUUUGUUUAAAACAUCUGAUGUUUAUUUUACAGAGAAGCAUUGUGAUGCAUUUAAGAAUGGAAUUAAAACAAUAAUCCAGCAGUUACUGUAUCUAUAUAGAACGUUUCCUGAAAGUUCUAUUAAAUGUACUAAAGAAGGAGGUAUUGUUGAAUAUGCUGAGGGUCUCUGAUGUUAGAUGAUGAUGUUGUAAAUGCACUUUCGGAGCAGGUAAAGGUGAUAUUUACUGUAGGCCUUUGCUAUAGAAAGUUCUUGUUUGAAAUAAUUAGAAGAAUUUCAUUUCCCCCUCAAUGAAAUUAACAGCAGUUAAAUCUUACCAGAGUUUUCAGACCAUCAGGAAGCGUACUUAGUCUAGAAAAAGGAAGAGACCUGUUUAAAGCGUACAUGUUAUUUUAGUGCACUUGGCACUUCUCUGAAAUAUAUUAUGUAAAUAAGUUAUAUUUUUGUUUCUUUGCGAUCUUUUUUGUUCCACUCAGUUUCACUCACAGAUCUAUACUGUAUAUUAUUUAUCUCUAUUCAUUCAGUAUCAAAUAUUUCCAUGAAACUGUUGUCUUAGAUUAAAGGUUUGGAUUUGAGAUGGUGCACUGAUGUCCAUUAGUCUGUCUUGCCAUAUUGAGUUAAACUAGAAAAUGCUGCUAGUUAUAAAUGAAACUUUCUUUCUUACUUGAGUAGUUUUGAAGAUAUUUAACAGAGCACAAAUGACCUGAAAUAAGUGUUGAUAAAGUUUGAUUAAACACAUGAGGAACUGUUUCCACACACUUUUAAUCAAUAAAGAGCACUUCAUAUUUUUAUGGAAAAUUA
This is a messenger RNA of Myxocyprinus asiaticus (Chinese sucker), 4990 nucleotides long. RefSeq names its product fibroblast growth factor 2-like. Gene Ontology annotation, cellular component: cytoplasm. NCBI's taxonomy places the organism in Eukaryota, Metazoa, Chordata, Actinopteri, Cypriniformes, Catostomidae. Bases 167 to 775 code for a protein of 202 amino acids. The record is from RefSeq and is a predicted model, not a curated record. The transcript is spliced from 3 exons. Gene Ontology annotation, molecular function: growth factor activity; fibroblast growth factor receptor binding. Gene Ontology annotation, biological process: animal organ morphogenesis; positive regulation of gene expression; positive regulation of cell population proliferation.